GCUUUUGUAAUUGAUCGAAUUCUUCCAUUCCUCGUGUGAGAGACUAUUUCCGACCAUGUCGCCGCCACAACAUUUCAUGGAACAGCUCGACCAAGAAAAGAGGUAUCCUGCUGCUACUCAGAAUCAGGAAAUCACGGACGAGACAACAAACUCCAAGGAUGGCUAUGACAAGGAAGCCCGAACGGUUGUCACUACUCUGGAUGAUUCCUCUGUCAAUUCUUCUCGAGAUCCGGCAAACACGCUCCCACCUGUGCCACUGCAGAUGAAGCUGCUUAGUGUACUAUUGGUUUCUUGCAUCGGCUUUGGAUCUCAGUGGAGCAGUGGUGUGUCCUCAGCCAUGAAAUCCACCAUGAAAAAGGAAAUGCACAUUAACAAUACCCAAUUCUCCCUCCUCGAAGCUAGCGAAGACUUCAUGUCCUCAGCUCUCAUCCUUCUUACGGGCAUCUUCACCGACCGUCUCGGCGGUACUGGUUGUAUUGUUUACGGCAACAUCAUCUAUACCAUCGGCUCCAUACUCAUCGCUGGCGCCGCCGAAACUCGCAGCUAUAAAUUCAUGAUUGUGGGUAGAGUGAUUGCGAGUUUUGGAGACAUUGCCACGCAAGUCGCGCAGUACAAAGUCUUUUCCAGUUGGUUCCCUCCUAGUCAUGGAUUUGCUAGUACGCUUGGAUUCGAAUUGGGCAUCAAGAAGAUUGGUGGGUUCGUUGGUAAAUCGACUGCCAACAUCAUCGCCAAGAACUGCGGUUUCUCGAGCGUCUUCUGGACAAUGGUCGGAAUGAACAUCUUUACAAACCUGGCAACAAUCCUUCUCUUCUUCCUCGUCCGCUUCUGCGAAAAACGCUACACUUCUAUCGCUGAUCCGGCUACUGGCGAAAAACUCACCGAGAAGAACAAGAAGGUCGACUUUAAAAAGGUGCUUGAGAUGCCAUGGCCUUUCUGGUGUAUGAUUGCCUUUACCAUUUUCCAAACUACCACUGCGAAUGUGUUUUCGCAAAACGCGACAGAGCUUGCUGAGCAAAGAUUUAAUGCCGAUUCUAUCACUGCUGGUUGGUAUACUGCUGUCUUGCAGUAUGCCGGGUUCUUCUUCGUGCCAUUGUUGGGUGUCUUUAUUGAUAUCUUUGGUCAGAGAGUUAGUGCUAUGGUUGUCUGUGGUGCUGGAUGCUUCCUUUCCAUGGCUUUGGUCUGUUGGGCUCCUUCUAUCAAGGGUACGGCUGCUGCAUUUGGCAUUUACGCAUUCGCCUUUUCUCUGGGCCCGACCGUUAUUAUCGAUGGUAUUAGGACGAGUAUGUGGCAUCAAGGUGCUUUUGGCACAGCUUAUGGCAUCAAAGUCACUAUCAACAAUGCCAUGUCCUGUAUCAUCCGCAUCCUCACCGGCGUAAUUCAAGACGCAGACAACAACUCAUACCACCGCGUCGUCCGCGUCUAUGCCUUCUUCGGCUGCGCCUCUCUCGUCGUCUCCCUGGCCAUCCUCACCCUGUCAUUCCUCUCCCCUGAUCUUGGCCGUCUGCAAUGGUCUCGUAAGAAGAGAGUUGCAAUGGGGGCUUUCAUCCAAGAACGACUCCAGAGAUUCGAGACGGUGACGAAGCAGAGGAACAAGAGGAUCUCGGUGGCGUGCUUUGGGUUCACUAUGUUGGUCAUGCUUGGAGGGUGGACCGCUUACUUCUGGGGUGUGGCUACUGGAAACAACAAGUAAAUGGCUUGGAUUAUGGAUAUUACACAUAUACGGGUUCCGGUGGAGGUCGAGGUUUGAUGUCUAUCUGAAAAAAGGUUUGUAUGAUUAUGAUGAUUUUUUUUAUCUUCCGUACUGCUUCCUGGAG
Messenger RNA from Aureobasidium pullulans EXF-150, 1814 nucleotides. Its product is annotated as major facilitator superfamily transporter. NCBI's taxonomy places the organism in Eukaryota, Fungi, Ascomycota, Dothideomycetes, Dothideales, Saccotheciaceae. Gene Ontology annotation, molecular function: transmembrane transporter activity. The transcript is spliced from 5 exons. Bases 56 to 1690 code for a protein of 544 amino acids. Gene Ontology annotation, biological process: transmembrane transport. The record is from RefSeq and is a predicted model, not a curated record.